This is a messenger RNA of Solanum tuberosum (potato), 1354 nucleotides long. Its product is annotated as phosphoenolpyruvate carboxylase kinase 1-like. Gene Ontology annotation, biological process: protein phosphorylation. The transcript has 3 exons. NCBI's taxonomy places the organism in Eukaryota, Viridiplantae, Streptophyta, Magnoliopsida, Solanales, Solanaceae. Gene Ontology annotation, molecular function: ATP binding; protein kinase activity. The coding region runs from base 12 to 851 and encodes 279 amino acids. The record is from RefSeq and is a predicted model, not a curated record.
CAGAAAACGUUAUGAGCGAGGAACUGAAGCGAGAAUAUCGUGUGUGUGAGGAAAUAGGGAGAGGACGAUUCGGCGUCGUUUUCAAGUGUUACUCGCCGGGAACCGGCGAGACUUUCGCCGUGAAAUCUAUCAACAAGCUUCUCAUCGCCGAUGACUCAAUCGAUCGUCAAUGUCUUUACAACGAAGCUAAAAUCAUGCAUUUGGUUUCUCCUAAUCCUCACAUCGUUCGUAUCGUCGAUGUCUGUGAAGACGAUACGUACCUCGAUAUCGUUCUCGAGCUCUGCAACUCCUCAGAUCUCUUCCAUCGACUCUCUACUCAACGAGUUUUUUCUGAGUCUGAUGCCAUUGCCGUUAUGGUUCCAUUGAUGGAGGCAAUAGCGCAUUGUCACCGGCUCGGCGUAGCGCACCGGGAUAUCAAGCCUGAUAACAUUCUGUUUAACGACUGGAACGAUCUGAAAUUGGCUGAUUUUGGCUCGGCUCAGUGUUUCUGCGAAGGCGAGCUGAUGAGCGGAGUGGUAGGGACGCCGUAUUACGUGGCGCCGGAGGUUUUAGCUGGAAGAGAUUACAAUGAGAAGGUAGAUAUUUGGAGUGCUGGUGUCAUUCUGUAUAUAAUGUUGGCCGGAAUCCCGCCAUUUUACGGUGACUCUACGGAGGAGAUUUUUGAGGCUGUUCUCAGAGCGAACCUUAGGUUUCCGACAAGGAUUUUCCGAUCUGUGUCGCCGGCGGCGAAGGAUUUGCUACGGAGAAUGCUAUGUAAAGAUAUUUCUAGAAGAUUCUCAGCUGAACAAGUCCUUCGGCAUCCAUGGAUCACUAGCAAUGAUGGGACGAAAGAAGAUGGUGUCGUAGCUUGAGAAUUUCGACCCCUUAUUUGGACCUCUAAUCCAACAUUAUCAAUAGAUGUGCAGAUAACUCAUACUUCUUAGUAGUGAGAAUGAAGUAUAAUGGCUUUUUUCCCCCGAUUUUCCACCCAGUGUUCAGUGUCUGCAUUGGAGUUCCGACUAAAUGCAGGACCCAUUUGGGGUGACGCACCCAACAUGAUUUUCUCCAUUUCCAAAACUCGAAUCCGAGACAUCUGGUUAGGGUGAAACAGUAUCACCCACUGCACCACAUGCAUGUUGGUAGUAUUAAUGUGUUAAAGUAGUAUUAAUCAAUUAAGAGACUUGUCUUAUAUAUCUUCUACCAAAAUAUAUGUGAAGUUGUGAAUCAUCAAACUAAGUGUUUCCUUUUGUUAUAUUUUGAUCUAACUUUUCAUACAGAGAUCGUGAGCACUAAAAAAAAGAUCAGCAUGCAUGAAUUAGUUCUCUUUUACUAUCAACCACAAUAAGUUGACAGUUUUUCAACUGUAUGAGAUAAA